UCCUUAAUUCUCUUUCAAUUUCAGUUCAAAUGUAUGUGGUCAAAUAAAAGCUGGCUAAAUUGACUGCGCUCACUUAAUGCUAACAACUUGCAGAAGUAAGUUCAUGUAAGUCCCUCUUGCUUUUGAUGACUAAGUUACUAAUCUAUAAAACAAUGGACCAAUGGAAUCCAGUGGACAGUGAUGAGGAAAUGCCUUCUCUUACUGAAGAGAGGACAUGGAAAAUCUUCAACAAGGAAAUGGAGGGGGUGUUCCAUGGCCAGUUGAACGAGCGAGUUCGACCCUAUCUAGACCUCAUCGACUCCCUCCGUCUCAUGGGCAUCGAUGAGGAUCUGGCCUUGCCUGCCAUAGCUGUGAUUGGAGACCAGAGCUCGGGAAAGAGCUCUGUGUUGGAGGCGCUGUCUGGAAUAACUCUUCCUAGAGGCAGCGGCAUCGUAACUCGAUGCCCACUGAUGCUGAAGUUGAGAAAGCUGUUGGGAGGUGUACAGUGGAAGGCCAUCAUCUCCUACAAAGACACGUCUACUGAGUUCUCUGACCCCUCAUUGGUUGAGCAGUAUGUUGUUGCUGCCCAGAAUGAGCUGGCUGGAGACGGUGUUGGGAUCUGUGACGAGCUGAUCAGUCUAGAGAUCAUGUCUCCUGAAGUGUGUGACCUCACUCUGAUUGAUUUACCCGGCAUUGCCCGGGUUCCUGUGAAAGGACAACCUGAGGACAUUGGAGAUCAGAUUAAAAGGCUCAUUCUCAGCUUUAUUGAGAAGAGUGAGACAAUCAACUUGGUGGUGGUCCCAUGUAAUGUUGAUAUAGCAACAACUGAAGCUCUCAAGAUGGCCCAGGAAGUUGAUCCUGAUGGGAAAAGAACUUUGGCUAUUCUGACUAAGCCAGACCUCAUAGAUCGUGGCACAGAAAAGAAUGUUCUGGAUAUCGUUCAUAAUCGAGUCAUCCCACUGAGCAAAGGCUACAUAGUUGUGAAAUGCCGUGGUCAGCAGCAAAUUCAGGACAAGACACCUCUAGCAGAGGCCACCAGGAUGGAGAGAGAUUUCUUCAGACAACACAAGUACUUCAGCUGUCUUCUUAAUGAAGACAAAGCCACAACCCAAUGCCUUGCUACCAAACUGACCCAAGAUUUGGUUGACCACAUCAAAAAAGCUCUGCCAACAUUGUCAGAGCAGGUGAAGAUGGAACUCUGGGAGUCAAGGAAAUUCCUAAAUGAAUGCCCAGAAGGUCCCCCCUCAGAACCCCAGCAGAAGAAAACAUACCUGGUUGAUAUUUUAACAUUGUUCAAUGACAAGAUCAACAACUUGAGUGCUGGGGAGGUAGUGAAUGAGGAAAACCUCUUUGUGAUCCUGCGCAGCCAUUUCCAGAAGUGGAGCGAUGAACUUAAAUGCAGUCAAGAGUCAUGUAAGUGUUGCUCACAAAAACAACAACAAUUCAACUGCUCAACUGUACAAAAUAUUACAGUUGCUAAAACAAUGCAAGAUGUGGAAAAGGAGUAUGACCUGAAGCACAGGGGAAGAGAGCUCCCUGGUUUCAGCGACUAUAAAGUGUUUGAGACAGUCGUCCAAAGGUUGAUGAUGAAGCUAUUGAGCCCUGCACUAGAGACUUUGAAAGUUAUUAGAGAAACUGUCCAGGUGCAGUUCAUUGAUGUCUCAAAAACUUGCUUCUCGAACUAUCCCUUCCUUCACUGUGUUGCAAUGAACAAGAUUGAUAAAAUUCAGUCAAAACAAGAGACCAAAGUGGAGGAGAGGAUCCGGGAGCAGUUUCAGAUGGAGCAGCUUGUCUACACACAGGACACCAUCUACUUUAAAUCCCUGACAAAGAUGGAGGAUGCCACACCAGUGAACUGGGCUGACUAUGACAGCAGGAACAAAUACCCAGACAUGUUCCAAGCAUAUUAUGAGAUAGUGAUUCAGCGCCUGGCGGAUCAGAUCCCCAUGUUGAUCCGGUUCUUUCUGCUGAAGCAGUCGGCACGGUUUCUCUGCAGUGAGAUGCUGAGCCUCAUGGAGGGCGUGGAUUUGAAGAAGGCCCUGUGCGAGAGCUCAGACGGCAGCCGUCACCGCCAUGACCUGAAGAGCCGCAUCGAGCGCCUCAGCCUGGCUCAGGAGAAACUCAGCCGAUUCCUCUAGUCUAAUGUGACCAUUUGAGUAGUUUUUAGUAGUAAUUAAAACAAUAUGCCUGUAUAAUCAAAUCAAAUACUCUACUCUCAACAUUUGGUGAUGUAAAAAAGAUGGCAUGCUAUUGGUGGUAUUGAUGGUAUACUAAGGCCAACCAUUUGCAUUAAUUCUGCAUAUAUUUUCCCUGAAAUUAUUAUUGUCAUAUCAUAUACAGUACAAUGAACAUUAAGUGCUAAACUA
Messenger RNA from Alosa sapidissima (American shad), 2345 nucleotides. RefSeq names its product interferon-induced GTP-binding protein Mx2-like. The record is from RefSeq and is a predicted model, not a curated record. Gene Ontology annotation, molecular function: microtubule binding; GTP binding; GTPase activity. The coding region runs from base 126 to 2117 and encodes 663 amino acids. NCBI's taxonomy places the organism in Eukaryota, Metazoa, Chordata, Actinopteri, Clupeiformes, Clupeidae. Gene Ontology annotation, biological process: defense response to virus. The transcript is spliced from 14 exons. Gene Ontology annotation, cellular component: microtubule; membrane; nucleus.